Messenger RNA from Suillus paluster, 1206 nucleotides. RefSeq lists its product as uncharacterized. Gene Ontology annotation, cellular component: cytosol. The record is from RefSeq and is a predicted model, not a curated record. Gene Ontology annotation, biological process: translational initiation. The transcript has 4 exons. Bases 1 to 1206 code for a protein of 401 amino acids. NCBI's taxonomy places the organism in Eukaryota, Fungi, Basidiomycota, Agaricomycetes, Boletales, Suillaceae. Gene Ontology annotation, molecular function: protein-folding chaperone binding.
AUGGGCGCCGACUACUAUAAGCUUUUAGGCGUUUCUCGAGACGCCAGUGAAGAUGAAAUCAAGAAGGCGUACAAGAAAAUGGCUCUGAAGUGGCAUCCAGACCGCAAUGCAGGGUCUGAAGAAGCCUCAACGAAGUUUAAGGAGAUUUCAGAAGCAUUUGAAGUCCUCAGUGACAAGAACAAGCGAACUAUAUACGACCAGGUUGGGGAAGAAGGUCUAAAAGGCGGAGGGGCUGCGCCUGGCGCUGGUUUCCCUGGCUUCUCUAGUGGUUUCUCUGGCUCUUCAGGCUUUCCAGGGGGAAGCUCAUUCUCAUUCACGUCUGGCCCUGGUGCGCACGCAAGGACGCAUGGGUUCGCACCAAGCGACCCGCAAAAAAUAUUCGAGCAAAUAUUCAACCAAUUUGGCGGCAUGGACGGCGGUUUCGGGAGCAUGGGCGGCUCUGGAGGCGGAGGUUUCGGGGGCAUGGGCGGCUCUGGAGGCGGUGGCAUGGGUGGCAUGAACGGCAUGGGAGGUAGGAGUGGCAUGAGUGGCAUGAACAGAGGUCCAAACAUUUUUGACGAUGACGAAAUAGGUGGUGGAUCUUUCUUUGGAAUACCGGGGGGCAUGCCAGGGCGACAAGCUCCCAGACGUCAAUCGACAUCAUCGACAUCAGCCCCAGCCCCAGCCCCAUCAGAGACCACUCGCCCACUAAAACUCUCGCUUGAAGAUCUAUAUUCAGGUGCUACCAAACACCUGAAGGUCAGUAGACGACUAUUGGACGGCACCACGGAGGAAAAGGUUCUUGAAAUCCAAGUUCUCCCUGGCUGGAAGAGCGGCACGAAGAUACGCUUCCCUCGAGCCGGCAAUGAACAGCCGAACGGCGAGGCACAAGAUCUGGUCUUCGUUGUGGAGGAAAAGCCACACGAGGUUUUCACGCGGGAAGGAGAUGAUCUGAUUUGCCGCCUAAAGAUACCCUUGAUUGAUGCACUCACAGGAGCAGACGGAAGAAGAACUGUCGAGACAUUGGACGGCCGAAAAUUGCAGAUCUCGUUGCCUGCUGGCAUUGUGAAACCCAAUCAAGAGACCAGAAUUCCCAACGAAGGGACGCCGAUUAGAAAGCAGGGCAGCAUGAAAAAGAAAGGAGACCUCAUAGUGCGAUGGGAUAUCGUAUUCCCAGACCGUCUUACGCCCGCACAGAAGGAGGGACUGAAAAAGGUGUUGAGAUAA